AUGAGCCUGUGCAAAUCCAAGCAKGUUUUUAGAGCCUACAUAAAUUUAAACUCCUGGCCAGGGCUUAGGUUCAGAAUUGUUGGUGAGGACGAUGGAGGGAAACUUUUUACUCCUGAAGAAUAUGAAGAAUACAAAAAGAAAGUUUUACCUAUGCGCUUACAGAACAGGUUAUUUGUGAGCUGGCGAUCACCAACAGGAAUGGAUUGUAAACUCGUUGGCCCGGAGACACUGUGUUUUUGUACACAUAGACCAGUGGGACAGGAUGUUCCUUAUGCAGCAAUGGGAGGAUUAACUGGUUUCAGCUCACUGGCAGAAGGCUACAUGCGAUUAGAUGACAGUGGGAUCG
Molecule: messenger RNA, 346 nt
Organism: Urocitellus parryii (Arctic ground squirrel)
Lineage: Eukaryota; Metazoa; Chordata; Mammalia; Rodentia; Sciuridae
Source: RefSeq, a predicted model, not a curated record